CGGCAGGCGCAUUUUGCUCCGUGUACUGCGACGCGAAGCCGCAGCAGCAUGCCCGCCGAUCUCGCGAGGGCGUCCACCACCGACCUGCUGGCCGAGCUGAAGCGCAGGAUGGAGUCGCCUCCGAAGAAGAACAUCAUCCUCGUGGGGCCGCCCGGCAGCGGCAAGGGGACGCAGGCGCCGCUGAUAAAGGACAAGUACAAGCUGUGCCACCUCGCGACCGGCGAUUUGCUACGCGCCGCUGUCGCUGCUGGGACGGAGAUGGGGAAGGCGGCCAAGGAGGUUAUGGAGAAGGGCGGCCUCGUCUCGGAUGAGAUUGUGAUUGGCAUCAUCAAAGACAACAUCUCGACGCCCGACUGCGGCAACGGCUUCAUCCUGGACGGCUUCCCGCGCACGGUGGUGCAAGCGGAGAAGCUGGAUGGGAUGCUGACCUCGGAGGGCGUCGGCCACAUCGACCACGUCAUCGAGUUCAAGGUGCCCGACGCGACGCUCGUCGAGCGCAUCUGCGGCCGGCUCAUCCACCCGGCGUCUGGCCGCAGCUACCACGAAAAGUUCCACCCGCCCAAGGUUGCGGGCAAGGACGACGAGACGGGAGAGCCGCUGGUCAAGCGCAAGGACGACAACGAGGAGACGCUGACGAAGCGGCUCGACGCCUUCCACAAGCAGACGAAGCCCGUCGUCGACUACUACGCAAAGCAGGGCCUGUACUCGCCGGUCGACGCCGACCGCAAGGCCGACUCCGUCUCUGCCACCAUCGCCGCUAUCCUCGCAAAGUGAGCUCCUCCACUAGUCGUAGCCCUCAAGCGAGCGCGCAGCGCCCUCUUCCUCUCUACCUCCCUUACUCUCUCCGGGGUGUGGUUGCGGUGAUUGUCGGCCCCGUGGCUCGGUGUCUGAGCACACGUCCGACACGCACAGCUCGACGACCAGCGUCGGUGUGUGAGAGUGUUCUGCAUGCUCAAUUCUCUUGAUCCGCCCUUGGCUUG
Molecule: messenger RNA, 980 nt
Organism: Emiliania huxleyi CCMP1516
Lineage: Eukaryota; Haptophyta; Isochrysidales; Noelaerhabdaceae
Product: adenylate kinase
Exons: 8
Coding region: 49-774 (241 amino acids)
Biological process (GO): nucleobase-containing compound metabolic process
Cellular component (GO): mitochondrion; cytoplasm
Molecular function (GO): AMP kinase activity; ATP binding
Source: RefSeq, a predicted model, not a curated record